Messenger RNA from Callithrix jacchus (white-tufted-ear marmoset), 1744 nucleotides. RefSeq names its product DIM1 rRNA methyltransferase and ribosome maturation factor (gene DIMT1). The record is from RefSeq and is a predicted model, not a curated record. Lineage: Eukaryota; Metazoa; Chordata; Mammalia; Primates; Cebidae. Gene Ontology annotation, molecular function: rRNA (adenine-N6,N6-)-dimethyltransferase activity. Gene Ontology annotation, biological process: rRNA methylation. Gene Ontology annotation, cellular component: nucleolus.
CUCUUUCUGGGGGAGGAACCCGUACGAGAGGGGGCGGACCCUUGCUUUUCCGUCGCGUCGGCUCGAAUGUUGCUGGCGGUGUUGUACUGCGGUUCCCACGUGGUGGCUUUCUCACGCUAGCCCACUUUGGUCCUUCUUGACGUCCUGGGCCUGUGGGCUCGCUUCCUGUCGAGAUGCCGAAGGUCAAGUCAGGGGCUGUCGUCCGCCGCCGCGGGCGGCAGGAGCAGCACCGGGAGGUCAAGAGUGCUGGAGGUGCGGAUCCCCUCGAGGAAGCUGGGGUCGGAUCAGGUCUUCCGGCAGGACCGAGCCUGGGGUGCGGACCGAGACCUGAUCCGCGGAGGCCGGUCAGUACCCGCUCCCGUGAGCGUGGAAGACCGGGACUCAUGUUCAACACGGGAAUUGGGCAACACAUUUUGAAAAAUCCUCUCAUUAUUAACAGCAUUAUCGAUAAGGCUGCCUUAAGACCAACUGAUGUGGUGCUAGAAGUUGGACCUGGAACUGGCAACAUGACUGUAAAGUUAUUAGAAAAGGCAAAAAAGGUUGUUGCUUGUGAACUUGACCCAAGGCUAGUAGCUGAACUUCACAAAAGAGUUCAGGGCACGCCUGUGGCCAGCAAACUUCAAGUACUGGUGGGUGAUGUGUUGAAAACAGAUUUGCCAUUCUUUGAUGCUUGUGUGGCAAAUUUGCCUUAUCAGAUCUCUUCGCCUUUUGUCUUCAAGCUGUUACUACAUCGACCUUUUUUCAGAUGUGCUAUACUUAUGUUUCAAAGAGAAUUUGCCCUCAGACUGGUUGCAAAACCUGGAGAUAAGUUAUACUGCAGACUCUCAAUUAAUACACAGCUGUUGGCUCGUGUGGACCAUCUAAUGAAAGUUGGAAAGAAUAACUUCAGACCACCGCCCAAGGUGGAAUCCAGUGUUGUAAGGAUAGAACCUAAGAAUCCACCACCACCCAUCAAUUUUCAGGAAUGGGAUGGGCUAGUAAGGAUAACCUUUGUUAGGAAAAACAAGACACUCUCUGCUGCAUUUAAAUCAAGUGCCGUGCAACAACUCUUGGAAAAAAACUAUAGAAUUCACUGUUCAGUCCAUAAUAUUAUAAUACCAGAAGAUUUCAGCAUAGCAGAUAAAAUACAGCAAAUCCUAACCAGCACAGGCUUUAGUGACAAACGGGCCCGUUCCAUGGACAUAGAUGACUUCAUCAGAUUGCUACAUGGAUUCAACGCAGAAGGUAUUCAUUUUUCCUAGGCAUUUGGAAAACAGAAUUUUUCAAGGUCAAGAAAUCUACAUUUUUUUAUAUUUGAGAAGAUAAUGCUUUUGCUUUACUGAGACAUUCCUUACUUGACUAUUUUUGGUUUAAUACUACUACUGCUGUCACCAUUUAUUAUUCUGAAUUUUUUAGUUGGAAAGUUCUAAGUAUGCAAGUUCUUUUUUGUUUUGGUUUGUUUUUAAUAUAUAACAUAGAGCAGGUCCAAUCUAUUAAUAAUAAUCUUCAUGUUCAGGAGCCGCAGAUACGCACAACUUUAUACUUAAACUUAUCAUUUCUAACAGUUUAUUGUAUAAAGAUGUUACUCUUCUAUUUACUGUGUAAUAUACUGUGAGGCCUUUUUUAGGUCUGUUCCUCCAGUAGUAAAAAAGUUAAAAUAUGCUUCACUAGUCACACAUUCCCCAUACCAUUUCAUGUUAUUCACAUUCCCCAUACCAUUUCUUGUUAUUCACAUGUACAGUAAAACAACUGUUUCUCAUUUUUA